CCCCUUUGGUAAAAAAUGGCAAACCAAAGGGGCCAGCCCCGCCAUCUGUUUCUGUUCUCCCUGCUGCUGCUGUGUCUGAGGAUAAGAUGUCCGAAGACUCUCUUGUUGUUACCUGUUCGGUCUCUCAGAAUUCCGACUCCUUCAUUCCCACCUACGCUCUCAUUGAUACUGGAGCAUCAGGAUAUGCUUUUAUCGAUGAAUCUUUCGUACGUUACAAUAAUCUUGCAAUGACCCCUCUUAGGAAACCUCGCCAGGUAGAUGUUAUGGAUGGAAGACCUAUCCAGUCAGGAGAAAUUACCCACAUUGUCGAUGUUUCACUAGAUAUUCAUGGCCACCGAGAAAUUGCUUCAUGUUUCGUUACAAAGUUGGGACAUUAUCCGAUCGUGAUGGGAAUACCGUGGAUGCGACGGCACGAUGUCACCAUUCGGCCAAAGGAUAAUCUACUUGUUUUUGAUUCUCGGGACUGUAUUAAAUACUGUUCACUCAAUGAAACUGCAGUCACUGUCCAUGGAAUAUCGAUCCCUCUACCAGAACAUCAUACUAUUGUCGUUUCAGCAGUUGAGAAAUCCACCGUCAACGUCAAGCAACUAGUACCAAAGGAGUUCCACCAUCGUCUCCACAUGUUCCAAGAAUAUGAUGCUUCUGUCCUGCCGCCACAUCGACAGUCCCAUGAUAUUGAGAUCGUAUUGGAGGAAGGUAAACGACCUCCAUAUGGACCAAUAUACGGCCUGUCCCAGAUUGAAUUAAAAGCGCUACGGGAAUACCUCGAUGAAAAUCUACCAAAGGGAUUUAUCAGAGCUAGUGAAUCACCGGCAGGAGCACCUAUACUAUUCGUAAAGAAAAGUGAUGGGACUCUCCGGCUAUGUGUGGAUUACCGAGGUCUCAAUGCGAUCACAGUCAAAAAUCGGUACCCGUUACCACUGUUAAAGGAAACUUUGGCUAAACUUUCGAAGGCACAGUACUAUACCAAGUUGGAUCUACGUUGGGGAUACAAUCAGAUCAGGGUAGCGGAGGGAGACGAAUGGAAAACGGCAUUUAGAACUCGAUAUGGACAUUUCGAGUAUACAGUAAUGCCGUUUGGAUUAGCCAACGCCCCCGCCACCUUUCAACAUUGGAUUAAUGAUAUUCUACGCCCCUACCUCGACCAAUUUGUAACGGCGUAUUUGGACGAUAUCCUGAUUUAUUCCGAAACUCUACCGGAACACAAGGAACACAUUCAAAAGGUUUUGAAGGUACUUGAUGAGAAUCAUGUCCAUCUUAAACCUGAGAAGUGUGAGUUUAUGGUUCAAGAAACAAAGUAUCUUGGUUUGAUUCUCACCCCGGAUGGGAAUCGAAUGGAUCCGAAGAAAGUUGUCGAUGUUUUGGAGUGGUCUACACCAAGGAACCUUCAUGAUGUUCAAGUAUUUUUGGGAUUUGCGAAUUUCUAUCGACGGUUUAUUUUAGGAUAUUCAAGGAUUGUUGCUCCGCUUACGGCUUUGACCAAGAAAAAUAUUAAAUUUGAAUGGACGGAUGAGAGGGAGGAGGCAUUCCAGAUAUUGAAGAAGAUGUUCAUAACGGCACCCAUACUAAUGCAUUUUGAUCCGGAUCGGAAAAUCGUGGUAGAAACCGAUGCAUCCGACUAUGUUUCUGCUGGAAUCCUGUCCCAACGUGACAACGAAGGAAUUCUACAUCCAGUCGCUUUCUUCUCUAAGAAACAUUCCCCUGCGGAAUGUAACUAUGAGAUCUAUGACAAAGAACUCCUGGCGAUCGUACGAUGUUUUGAGGAAUGGCGACAUCAUUUAGAGGGGGCACAAUUCCCAAUUGAAGUUCUGAGCGACCAUCGGAACCUUGAAUAUUUCAUGUCAACAAAGUUAUUAAACCGUCGACAAGCCCGUUGGUCGGAAUUUCUUUCACGUUUCGAUUUCGUCAUUCAAUUUAGACCAGGAAAACAAGGGGCGAAACCAGAUGCAUUGACUAGGAGGUCGCGUGACCUGCCUAAAGAAGGGGAUGAGCGGUUGACCCAUCAGAGUCAAGUGGUGUUGAAGCGAAAAAAUUUAGAUGCAAAGCUAAGUUUGUUCGCGGGUUCUUUUUCAAAUGAAUCCGCUGAAGGAAUGUCCACUGUAGAAGAGUUGUUUUUAAAUGCUUACCAAGUUGACAGUUUCCCGAACAAAGUACUCGCGAUGCUUCGGAACGGCGUCCGUCACUCGAAUAAGAUCUCGCUUGCCGAAUGUACGGAAGAUAAUAACGGUCGGCUACUUUACCGUGGCGCACUCUAUGUACCGGAUGUCGACGACCUUCGGCUAAGACUCCUAAAGGAACAUCAUGACAAACCAUCGGCAGGCCAUCCAGGUAGAGCGAAGACUUUGGAACUCCUGAAUCGAGAGUACUACUGGCCACAGAUGCGAAAAUAUGUCGACCAGUACGUUAGGAAUUGCAGUGUGUGUGCCCGGAGCAAGGCACCACGCAAUGCACCUUAUGGGGUACUUCGACCUAUGCCAAUACCCGAUGGACCAUGGACAGAUGUGUCAAUGGAUUUUGUUACCGACCUCCCAGAGAGCGAUGGAUACAAUGCAAUCUUGGUCGUGGUGGAUAGGUUAACUAAGAUGCGACACCUAAUACCAACAACAAAGGAGGCGGAUUCAAGGGAAGUAGCGAGACUGUAUAUUGACAAUGUUUGGAAAUUACAUGGGUUACCCGACACUAUGGUAUCCGAUCGAGGGACACAAUUCGUUGCGGAAUUCUGGAGGUCUCUUUGCGACCGUCUGGAAAUAUCACCAAAGUUUUCUACUGCGUUCCACCCUCAGACGGAUGGGCAGACGGAAAGGAUUAAUGCCGUGAUGGAACAGUACCUUCGGAGUUAUGUUUCCUAUCAACAAGAUGACUGGACUCGAUGGUUACCAAUGGCUGAAUUUGCGACCAACAAUCACACUUCAGAAACAACAAAGAUAUCUCCUUUCUUUGCCAAUUCAGGACGAAAUCCAAGAAUGACGUUCGGUCCUUUGGAACAUGGUAGGACGACAGCAGAGGAUCAGGCUAAUGGUAUCGCACGAGAGAUGAAGGAGGUAUUAGAUUUUCUACGAGAUGAGUUGUUCCGAGCGCAAAGGAUUCAAGAAGAGUCGGCCAAUACCAGUCGGGCUCCCGCUCCUCACUAUCGUGUGGGAGAUAAGGUUUUCCUAUCCACCCGCCAUGUCCUUACCAAACGACCCUCGAAGAAACUCGAUUGGAAGCGUAUUGGGCCAUAUGUUAUUAAACGAAUUGUCAAUCCCUAUGCCUAUGAAUUAGAACUUCCUCGUUCUAUGAAGGUCCACCCUGUAUUUCAUGUUUCGUUACUGUCGCCGGAAGCCAUUGAUCCCCUACCAGGACAACAACAGUUACCACCACCACCGGUCGAAGUUGAAGGACAGGAGGAGUGGGAAGUCGAGAAUAUUUUGGAUUCCAGGGAUCGUCGAGGAAGAUUUGAAUACUUGGUUAAGUAUGCCGGUUAUGACGAAGCUUCGUGGCAGCCAUUGUCGGAUGUCGAACACUCGCCUGAUAUUGUCAAACGAUUUCACGAACGAUAUCCACGGAAGCCUAAGCCUACCAGGAGGUAG
Molecule: messenger RNA, 3569 nt
Organism: Morchella sextelata
Lineage: Eukaryota; Fungi; Ascomycota; Pezizomycetes; Pezizales; Morchellaceae
Exons: 1
Biological process (GO): DNA integration
Molecular function (GO): nucleic acid binding
Source: RefSeq, a predicted model, not a curated record